AUGGAACUCUUCCUGAUUCUCGUCUGUCUGAUUGCGCCGCCCACCCUCUCGCUCUCGAUCAAGAGCAAGCUCAAUCCACGGAUCGUUCAGACACGGUACGGCGAGGUGCAGGGAGUCGUACGCUCCUUCGAGAACGCCAAGUUCCUCAAGCCAAUCGACGUCUACCUUGGGAUACCGUACGCCACCCCACCGAUCGGGGGCAACAGAUUUUCGCCGACCAAGGCACCUAGCCCGUGGGAAGGAGUCAGAUUAUCGGAUUCGAUCAGUCCCGUCUGUCCUCAAAAGCUGCCGGACAUCUCAAAUGAGCAAGAAGCGUUGGAGCGUAUGCCGAAAGGACGAUUGGAGUACUUGAAGAGGUUGCUACCUCACCUGCGGAAUCAAAGCGAGGAUUGUCUCUACCUGAACAUUUACGCACCGGCGAUGGGUGAGCAGGCUAGGCGCGUGUCGAGCGCAACUUUGCUACCUCAUUCUCGGGUCGGCUUUUCACCGAUUCCGCUUCUUCAAGAAGCGAAAUCUCGUUUGAAAGAGAUACGGCCGGCAGCUCUGGCAAAUUAG
Heterotrigona itama is the source of this 555-nucleotide messenger RNA. Lineage: Eukaryota; Metazoa; Arthropoda; Insecta; Hymenoptera; Apidae. The record is from the annotation of a GenBank genome assembly.